Neodiprion virginianus is the source of this 8751-nucleotide messenger RNA. Its product is annotated as apoptosis-stimulating of p53 protein 1-like. Gene Ontology annotation, biological process: regulation of apoptotic process. Bases 905 to 4741 code for a protein of 1278 amino acids. NCBI's taxonomy places the organism in Eukaryota, Metazoa, Arthropoda, Insecta, Hymenoptera, Diprionidae. Gene Ontology annotation, cellular component: nucleus. The transcript has 11 exons. Gene Ontology annotation, molecular function: p53 binding. The record is from RefSeq and is a predicted model, not a curated record.
UACAUAGGCAGGCAGACAUUUUGUAAGCCUGUAAAGCCGAAUAACGCGUUCCUGCCGCAUGAGCCGUAGUACUCUGUCGGAAAUUGUCGAAAUUGCAUUCACCGAACUGCUGCUCGGCUAGCGAAUCGUUAUGCUCGCGGUACAUCGUCAAGUUUCAUCUGGUUGAUGAUGUAGUAUUGUGGAAAGGCUUCAGCGCCGUUACGCCAGCCUGUCCGUCGGUAUAUUACAAUUCAGCCGCUGCACUCAACAGCGCAAUCGUCGGUAUAAGCAUUUUUAUUUCCCUUACGCCGGUCCUUCGUUGUUUCGGGUAUUCGGUUCAACGAAAAUGCUGAAAGAAUUCCCAACGUGUCGAACGCGAGUGAUAUGUGUAACACUGUGUCCCAGUAAAAUAUAAUUAUACACUCGGACGUUUCGAGUUUCCAAAUUUAUACGUGCAUGUGUAUAGUACCGCCCUCCUGCCGCAUUUCCAAACUACCUCAAAGUAUUUUCCCGCCAAGAAGUCUGUUACCCGUUUAAUCUAUCGGAAGAUUCUACCAGCUGUGAAAUACAAUUAACCGGUAUACGUAUAAUCAAAUAUUUUUACAUAUCGUAAGGAUGAAGUGCGGUAUGUGCUGUAAUAUUAUAUAGACGUAGUUGUUGCUACUGUUAUUCAAAUUCAGUGAGUGGCUAUAAUACGAAGGCAGUACGUGCUGUCGGCCAGUCUGUGUAUACAUACGUAGCGUCUACAUAUGUACGGUGUGUAUCUAAUAUGGUAAUUACUAUGAGCGUGAGAUUUAUCAGUAAGUGAAAACUUGUGUCUCCAGCCCAUUCGUGACAUUACCGAAAUCUGGAUUACGCUGACGAAUUACGAAAAGUCAAAAUUAUACCCGUUCGACAAAAAGGUGGCCGGAUAGACAGAGAUGGCAUGAAGGAGGGUUCUGGCAACGUAACCGAGGUGUUACCAGUGGGAGGUAGCGGGGCUGUGCUGGUGCUUAGCGAACUGGAGAAUAUGGCGGCCAGGCAACAGAGGGAGAUCGCCCAGCAGAAGCGACUCUUGGAGCAGAGGGAAACUCGCCUAGCCGUGCUCCGGGGCGCACAGGUUACAACCACGUCCUUCAAUAUUAUGCACAGAAUUGGGGAGCCAGCACAGCAGGACAGACUGGCAAGGUUGAGGCAUCGUCUAGAUCAACAACAGAGCAAGCUCAAUCGCCUCAGGCUUCUGAGAUCGCAGACUGAUCAGUCAAGAGCGAACAAUGCCACGCUCACGUCCGACCUCGACUGCAUCAGAGCGCUUUUCAAUGAGAAGGAAAAAGAACUGUCGUUAGCGGUAGCCAAAGUGGAAGAGUUGACCCGGCAACUGGAGGAAUUGAGGGGUCGACACAACAAUGGGACCGAACAUCUAUCAACUCCCGCGAGCGCGGAACUUGAAAAACUGCGUAGAGAACUCAUGUACCGUAACAAAAUGAACGAACAGCAAAACCAAGUUGUGUCCCAGCAAAGGUUGGCCUUGGUUCAACGCCAGGCGGAAAUGGCAGCCAUAGAUGCAAGGAUAGCACAACUCCAGGGCCGGCUCCAGCGUAAAAGAGCACUGAACCAACGAUUGAGUCAACAAUUAGGAUCAAAUCAACGCGUCGGUGUGAAUCACUCAAACUUUGCCGAUUCAAAACUUGAGUUUAUUAGCAACAAAACGAGGCCGGCAGGUAACAUCGCUGCCAUAGAGCCAUACUCGCACAUACCUAAUGAUGAUUUUUCAUUGAACAAGAAUGAUCCGAAGUACCAAACAUUGCCGUAUAAUACAAAGUUUGCCGUAAACUUCAAAAUUGACGAUGACGUUAAUAAAAACAAAAUACAACACAGCGCGAGCGCAUCGCAGAUAGGCCAAAGGUCGUUUCAGCAAUACGGACAUCAGAUUGCCCACAGUCAAUCGCAAUCCCACGUCCAAGGCCAAUCCCAGCCGCUGAAGUCACCGACGAUCCUCAACUUUGUGCAUCCAACGAACAAUAACAUAGCCAAAAACAACUUGAGCGUCGCCAGCGCGAGCGUUACCAACACCGCAUCAACCACUAUCGUCACUCCUACCUCUCAUACUGCUGCAACUAUCGCGGUCGCUUUUGGCACUAACGCUAACGAAAGUACGAAAGGUACUACCUCCACCACCAUGAGCACCCCCACUAUUACCACCACCAGCACCACCACUACCAACAGCAACAAUAACGACACAAGCAGCAACAGUAACUGCGGUAAUCAUAGCAAUAGCAGCAUCGGCAACCUUACCACCACAAAUAAUAAUAACAGCAGCAACAUCAACAACAAUAACAACAAUAACCACAACAGCAACAAAAACGACAAUAACAACAGUAACAGCAACAGCAAUGGCAACAACAACAACAACACCGUCUACAGUUUUGGUGAUCAACAAAACUUGAGGAUUCAUAAUCAAAAACAACACGGUGAUGGCAACUCCUGCUCCGGUACAAAUAUUGUCAGCAACGUCGCACAAUCUCUUUCGCACAAUCAGAACUACAGAUCUAUGACGUUUCAUCAGAAGCCCGUAUCUAGCGUGGCACCCAGUUUUCCGGUAAAAUCGCCUAUUUAUCAGACAUCUUCGACAAAGAUUCAUCCCGUAAUGCCACAGACAUUGAGCUUGAUAGGCCACGGACAAUUACCAGCCACGCAAGCUUACAACUCAAAUGGCCAAGAGCACAACUAUUUCGCGAACCAAAGACAAAACUUCGCAGCCGUCAAUCAAGCGCAUAUAUCUCAAGGUAGUGGAAUCAGCGAUAACAUAUAUAAUAAUCAAUCACAAAGUUCAUCGAAUCUUUUGACGAACGGAACAAGUCUUACACAAUGCUCGGCGAAUUUACAAGCCAACUACUCCGGCAAUCCCUUCGCUCAAAGUCAGAAUCAAACUCAAAUUCACUGUCAGCAGAACCAGCAAUUAUCGCCAAACACGAAUUCUAGUAAUGAUGCGCAAAACGACAACGUGAUCAAGGCAGAUUCCGUAACGAAGAUUGACCAAAAUAUAGUCAAGUACGAUAAUUUACAAUCCCAGUUUGACGAGCGGCGAGAAUCGAUAAAACCUUACGAACAACCGGCAAGGCAUGAUCAAACCCAUGGUAAAUACGACCAUAUGCAAAUAAAAUAUGAGCAGCAACAAUUAAAAUUUGAUCACUCCGCAAAGUAUAAUGACAACAAUCAACUCUUGGCCAAGUAUGAACAUGUACAAUCAUUGCAACAAUUCAAACAGGAACAAAGUCAUUCAAUAUUUGAUAACGCAGCUGGACAUAUGUUGCUUCAGAACUCAAAGUUCGACCACCACACGGCAAAGUAUGACCACCCUACCAAAUUCGAACUUUCCGGAAAUAAAUUACCGGAUAAAUCAUACGAGUACGAACGACUGAAGUAUGACUCUGACCGGAGGCUCACAAGGGGGGAUGAUAAGAUCAAGCCUGCUCUACCACCGAAACCUAACAAACCCAACCCUCCGCCCAGAUUGAUUCACCACGAGAAAGUCGAAGUCAGUUCCGAUAUCGCCGAUGGAAAGGCCUUGGUUGUCGUUGGCGCGAGGGUGGAAACGGACGAAGACAUACCUCCAAUCCCAACCUCGGAACCCCCGGAAUCACCUACGGACGUCCAGAGUCAUCAAAUAAUCAAGGCGCGACCGUUGGCGCUGAAGAAGGCUUCCCUCGCCGACCAACCCAAGCUCAGAUACUCAAAGUCAAAUGUCCACGUAUCUAUAAACAGACGUAUUGAGAUGCCCCCCGCAUUCCUUUUUCCUGAAACGGAAAUACCUGCGGAUCUCAUGCAAAGUGAUCAGAUUGAAUUGCCGGAAAACAGUGGGAUUAAACGAAGACCUGAGUCCGCGGAAAAAGUGGAUCAAUUAGAACAGCCGAACAAUGAGCGACCGACGGAGGAAUGUGACAUCGUCGAUGCGUUGAACGUCCUGAAUGCCGACGAGAGACAACCGUUGCAAGGCGGUGGCGAGAAACUCGCGUCCAAGGGUACCGGUAACAACAACAACGACAUGGUCGAUCGCGGCAGGACGGACAGUGACCAACAUCAAGACUGCUCCAAAGCUGACGUGAUAAGGAGGAAAAAGGGUAAUCUCAAAUCUACGACGGGAAAAGCUAACGUCUCACGCAGGGUAUCGUUCGAUCCUCUUGCCUUGUUAUUGGACGCCAGUCUCGAGGGUGAAUUGGAAUUAGUGAAGAAGACAGCGAAGGAGGUCGCAAACCCGAGCUCCGCAAAUGACGAGGGUAUAACCGCUCUCCACAAUGCAAUAUGCGCGGGACAUUUGGAGAUCGUCAAGUUUCUCGUAGAGUUCGGCUGCGACGUAAACGCGCAAGAUAGCGAUGGAUGGACACCGCUGCAUUGCGCAGCCAGCUGCAAUAAUCUAUCGAUGGUAAGAUUUCUGGUUGAGCACGGAGCAUGCAUAUUUGCUACGACGCUCUCCGACCACGAGACCGCUGCCGAAAAGUGUGAGGAAGAUGAAGAGGGUUUUGACGGCUGCUCUGAAUACUUAUACAGCGUGCAAGAGAAACUGGGCAUAAUGAACAACGGACAGGUGUAUGCGGUAUUCGAUUAUGAUGCGCAGCACAGCGACGAGCUUUCCUUGAAAAAUGGCGACUCCCUGGUUGUGGUCAGGAAAGGUGACGACAACGAGCGAGAAUGGUGGUGGAGCAAGCUCGCGCACCGCGAGGGAUACGUACCACGAAAUUUACUCGGGCUCUACGCACGAGUCCAACCGGCGAAGAUGGACUAGAAGACUUUCACGCUUCAAAAUUUAACCGUGGCUGGUCGGAAAGUUCGAUGCCGCUAACACGCAAAUGAGCGAUCCACUUAUCCCCGUAGAUCUCUCUCUACUACUCACGAUCCUACUCACUGACAAUGAGCGUUCAGAUCACGAGCUGCCACCUGUCUUGUACGAUACAGUUUAUCUUUGAGCAGGCCCCUGAAGACCGCUUUACACGGGGUGAGAUUCCUACCCACCCUUACGAUUUUUUUUUCAACCAAGUAUUAUUUGUUAUAGAGGUCCCACACGAAACAUUUACCCUUAAUGGACGUACCAUGGAUAUCCAUGAUGGAUAUGCUAUACCCUUAUUAGGCAUACAUCUCAUGCAACUGACAAUGAAAUGAAGCACAUUAGAGCUCUAUGAGACAUUCAAAUGUCCGCUUAUUAUACGUCUCGUAGAACAGUACUAGACAUCCACACACAUCUCCAUUAGAGAUCUUGUGGAUUUUGUGGAAAAGAAAUUUGGACCUCCAAUGGACGUUCUUUCUAUCUAUUAUUCAUGAGCAAUCUCAAUCUUAUACGAUCUUAUAAAUCUUAGAUCUAUUAUAGAUACGUAGAGUUCCAUUAGAUAGCCACAUAGAUCUUCAAUGGAAAUAUAAUGGAUUUUUUGGGGUAGGAAAUUAAUACCUUAGUCGACGUUAUUUUUAUAUCAUCUACUCUUGUUUACGUAUCAUAAAAAAUAUUAAAACAUGAUCAUGUGUACAUUUUGUUCGGCCCUAGACAAAAAGUCCAAGGCCUAUGCAAUAUAAAGUAGGCACUUGAGAACAGCUAUCAUAAAUCUGUUAAUACCGGACGAAAUUCGAUGCAAACGAAAGGGUACCAUUGCUGGGGAUUUGUACAACUUGGCGCUCUCUUUUAUGACGAAAGAAGAUAGCGACGAUUUGUCGCCUGGUGGUUGUCUAUGGUACCUCUACUUAUGUGCAUGGAUAUUCAUAGCAUCCAAUAGAUAUCCAUCACCGGCUUCAAUCUGACCCGUAGAUAUUGUGGAUUUCUGUAGAUGUCUAUUAGAGAUACACCAUGGAUAUGUACCAUUUGUGGAGCUAUGGAUCCUGUAUGGACCUCUAAUAGAUGAGCUGUUCCGUGAGGGGUAUAAUGAGGUAAUACAAAGAUAUAUCAGCGCAUAGUCUAUAGAGUUGGCUAACAAUAAGUGACAACCUCUAUUCUCAAAUUUAUACAUUUUCGAGGGAAACGUGUAAGGCGUUAGUAGUGCGACUAUAUUUAGGCAAUUCUUUCGGCCCGGCCGGCGAGGGGGGUUUUCUUAUUGUUGUUUAAAAAUCCCAAUGAAGAAAUUAUAGCAACUGGUAUCGUGAUAAUCCAUACGAAUUGGUUCAAAUACGACUGGGCUGGUUGGUAGAGCCAGGUCGAGUUAUGUAUGAGGGAUAUUGAAACGGGAUCUUAAUCGUGUUGAUGGAAUAUUAAUUAUGUAUAGAAUUCGAUAGAAAUUAUCACAUACAUUAGCCGACUAGUACCAAUCCCCAUUCAGAGAGAAAUGUCUCAAUUUUUAAAUAUACGAUUAAAUCCAAUAAAAAUUUAAAUCGACCUGCAUUGUUGUUUUUAAUCAGGGCUGAAGGUAUUCAUUCUUGCGGUUUUAAGCCUAGAAUAUUGGAUUGUUAACCUCCUUUCCCUGUGUAAGGGAGAUGUAAUUCUGUAAUAUGUCAUGAACGUCAUGAAUGACCCCGUACACGUAACACCAUUAGCCAUUACUGAGUCCCAAUAGUAAAUUCCUGUAGUUUCAGCCAACUGUCAGGCGAUCGCCUCCAAAACAUAAAUUUACAGUUAGAUGGCCGACGGUAGCAGCAAACUACUAAUCUCUGCUUGUUCAGAUUUAAUCAUGAUUUUUUCCUGACAAAAAUUCAUUCAGCCAGCCUCGUCAUGAGAUGGGCAUCCUCCUCCUAACUGCGCUACCCCCACCCCCACCACAGUACAUGAUUGGGAUUUUAAAAACUCUUACGUUCUGUCCACUUGUCCAUAGAAUGAAUAGCUAGGUACGGUCGGUCAUGUAAAAAUUUUUACUUACGAGUAUAACAACUUAGAGAUUUGCUUCAACUAAAUAUUUCAGUUUAGUCGAAGUCAAAUAUUGGUUUCCUAAAAAUUUCUUUGGGGUUUUCCCUCUGAAAUUUUCAAUAUCCAACGUUCUUCGAAUUGGACGCAUAUCCCGUUGACUGAAGAUGUAUAAAGACUGCCAGCCUUACGGCCUUUAGCAUGCCAGUGAUGAAGGUGCAUUGGAAACAAAAUUGCAGUAUUCUGCUAUGUCAAUUCGAUUUUACAUUGGAAUCCCAUAGGACGGGCUGGUAAGUGCAUGGUGGUACAAUUGCUCCCAAACCCACCCAGACCCGAUCAACCAUUACGAAAAAUAAUCCAGGGUGAACAAUUUUUGUGUAUCUUCAGUCAACGCAUUACCUGGCAACUGUAUGCUUUGGGCUUGACAAUCUAUUAUUACAUAGUUUGUACAUAAAUGGUGUUAAAUAGGCCACAAGAAUCUCUGGAGGUAAGGUUCCCUAUCCAUAAAGUUGGAACCAAAUAACAUGAGCACUACCUACUGAUAACAUAGAUUCUGAGUAGGCAGUAGAAAAAGGUCACAACAAAAUGAAGGCACCUUCUGCUUUCAGCUUUACGAAUAGGGCACUCCACUCCGAUGUUAUUAUAAUUAUAGUUAUUGUUAUUAUACAAAGAAACUGCUUAAGCCUUCUAGCAUAAGCAAAUAGACCAUCCUAUUAUAUUGUUACAAUAUUAUAAUCACACGGUUAUCAAAAGCUGAAAAAAAAGAAUACCUACGGUUUGUUAGCAAAUAAAACAUGUGCCUUCAAAAGUAACAAUUAAUACGUUAAUUCAAAGAAUAGUGAAUUGUAUUAUCAGAAAUAAACUGUUUCUAAUAAUAUUUGAUUAAAUGGGAUUUAAUUUCCUGUAUGAGUUAGAGCACCUAAUUUUACAACUCAUACAUAGAUUUCCCGAACUGCCAAUCUUUACUCACACAUGUUCUUUCAGAACAUUCAAAAUGUAGCAACGGCAGGGAGCGCAUGCUUGGAUUAUCCAAUAGAAGCCAUGCGGAAAACUCAAGGCUAAGAAAUUUACAAGGAAAUAAGCAAGAGAUUAUGAAUAUAUGUAACCCUGUGUUAUGUAUCUCAGACGGAAAAAAAUUUUCUUAAAUUUAAUUCAAGGUUUGUACCAUGUGAAUGUCGAAUAGAAGUUUGUACAUUCAUGUAAAAUCGACACUCGUUUGUACAGAAUGUCAGUCUAAACAAAUCAAGAAACUUACUUAAUAACAAUUGAUUUCAACAACUUUAUAAAAUCUAUUAGAUAUUGACAAAUUUUUGCAACUGUUUAUGCCAUGUACCUAAAAAUAAGGUUGGGGGGAAAAAUGUAUUCAGAACACAGUACGUUAUUCUAGUCAAUAUUUAUUGAAUGAUUCACAGCUUAAAAAAAAUUGAAUAAUGGUUCUGUCCGGAAUAAUCUGUAAUCACAGGCCUGUCGGACGUGCUUAUUGAUCUACUACGUGGUCGAGUAAAAAUAAAUAGCAGUAUACUCCUCACAUUACGAACUAAACUGGUGCUCGCUGUUACGUGAGUACGUCAAUUUUAGGAUAAUUUAAAAUAAUCUUAUGAAUCAUAUCAUAGUAAAGUUGACCCGCUAGUGGCAUUGGGCAACCAAUGACGAUGCUUCAAAUAAAACAUGACAUUUUACGCGCAAAUAGUAUAAAAAUGUUUAGUUGCGUAAACCGUUAAAAGCCACGGAAAAUUUGUCAACAACAAUCAUAUAAGGCACAACAUGGAUUUAGGGAAACCAACCAAUCUGCAAAACUUAUGUAAGAUACAAAAGUUUUGUAGUACGUAAUGGAUUCAUAAAAACUAGCCAAUAAGUCAAAGGUUAUAAGAAUACAGUGAUAAUUGAUAGGUCAUCUGGAAAAUUCACUCGUGUGUUUGAAUCUCAGCGAGAAUCCCACGGUGUACAUGUCUGAAUUGUCACGAUACUGUUUUCUUUUA